Messenger RNA from Metopolophium dirhodum (rose-grain aphid), 2718 nucleotides. RefSeq names its product ring canal kelch homolog (gene kel). The record is from RefSeq and is a predicted model, not a curated record. Gene Ontology annotation, molecular function: protein binding. The transcript is spliced from 10 exons. Bases 614 to 2506 code for a protein of 630 amino acids. NCBI's taxonomy places the organism in Eukaryota, Metazoa, Arthropoda, Insecta, Hemiptera, Aphididae.
UUGAAUAUAAUAUGAUUUAUUAUUAAUCAAUUAUUAUGGUAAUUAUGAUUUUAUAAAUAAUAUGUAUUUUUAAUUUUGUGUUUCAAUAAUGUAUUGUAUAAAUGCGAAUAAACAUAUUUUAUGUUGUCAGAAAUGACAACAUUGCUAUGAAGAUGGCGCACUGCGCAGUACAAGAGUACAACUUUACUGGUACAACCAUUGUUCUAUGGUACUAGUUUGGUGUCCUUAUUUUAGUCUUCAUGGAUCGAUCAAUAAUUUUUUGAUAUUCUUAUCAGUCAUCAUCGAUAAGUGAUAACAUAAAUUCGAAAAAUCACUGUCUAGAAAGUGUCCAUUGUUAGAAAAUGUGGAAUAUGGAUCUUAAUUUAUAAUUAUUAUUUAUUUAAUAGAUACUUCUACAUGUUUAUUGUUUUUUGUUACUUCAUAACUGUUAUAGUUGUUAAUUUAAUAACCUAAUCAUUUGUUGAUGAAUUUAGUACCUAUAGCGUUUCAACAAAAUAACUUAUUUUCGAAUUUAGAAUGAUGCCAUGACCUUUUCUAUUUUAGCCUAGGUACUGCAACUAUGUGUGAAUGAACUAAGGAUUUUUAAACUUAAGUUCUCACUGUGGCUUUCAAUAUGGAAAGCGAUAACCUUUUAACAGGAGGGAUGGGUUUAUUAUUACGAUAUGCAAGUCAGAAUUCAUUGGAUGAAAGUUCUCAAAAACAAGUACCAAGGUCAGGGAGACGUGAACGAACUCCAUAUAGAAAUAGCUCUCAUACAGUUCGUGCAUUUGAAGUUCUACAAUCUUUGCGAAGAGAUGAAGUUUUUUGUGAUAUUAAAUUAGAAACGGAUGAUAAUACAGUAGUAUUUGGACACAAAGUUGUUUUAGCAUCUGCUAGUCCUUAUUUCCAUGCUAUGUUCACGAGUUUUGAGGAGAGCAGUAAAGAUCAUGUAAUUAUUAGAGAAUUGGAUUCUACAGCAUUAAAACUCCUAGUAGAUUUUAUUUAUACUGCCCAAAUAAUGGUCAGUGAAGAAAAUGUACAGGUAUUAUUGCCAGCAGCAAAUCUCUUACAAUUACACGAUGUACAAGAUGCAUGUUGUGAUUUUUUACAAUCACAACUGCACCCUACAAAUUGUCUUGGUAUCAAAGCAUUUGCCGAUUUACAUGGCUGUAUGGAACUAUUGUCUAGUUCUGAAUCAUAUAUUCAACAACACUUUUCAGAAGUGGUUGAAGGUGACGAGUUCCUAUCCUUAUCAUCCGAACAAGUAGUUAAGUUAAUCUCCAGUGAUGAACUCACAGUUCCAUCUGAAGAAAAAGUAUUUGAAUGUGUUAUUUGUUGGGUUAAUUAUGAAUCAAGUUGUAGAAAAGAUAUGUUGCCUAAAUUAAUGGAGCAUGUUCGUUUGCCUUUAGCAUCAAAAGAAUAUUUACUUAAGAGAGUUGAAGAGGAACCUCUUCUUAAAAAUAGUCUUGAAUGCAAAGACUAUAUAAUUGAAGCUUUAAAUUUUCAUUUACUCAAGUCUGAACAGCCUGGUACUAUUCCAAAAACCAUUCGUACCAAGCCUAGACAACCUGUUGGUUUACCUAAAGUAACUUUUUCUUGUGAUUUAUUUAGUUUUAAAAUUAAUAUAUCCAUUUAUACAUUACAGAUAAUACUAGUGGUUGGUGGACAAGCGCCUAAAGCCAUUCGAAGUGUAGAAUGGUAUGACCCAGCAACCAAUCGAUGGCAGUCUGGACCUGAAAUGAGUACGCGCCGUUGUAGAGCUGGCCUAGCUGUAUUAAAAGAUCGUCGUGUAUUUGCUGUGGGUGGUUUUAAUGGUUCAUUAAGGGUUCGUACAGUUGAUAUGCUUGAUUUGUCAUCACCAUCACCUUGUUGGGUACCAACAGUUGCCAUGUUAGCUAGACGAGGAACUUUAGGAGUGGCUGUAUUAGAUAAUUGUAUAUAUGCUGUUGGUGGGUUUGAUGGCACUAGUGGUUUAAAUAGUGCAGAAGUUUUUGACUGCAGCACUCAAGAAUGGAGAAUGGUAUCUAGUAUGUCAACCAGAAGAAGUAGUGUUGGUGUUGGAGUCCUUAAUAAUCUUUUAUAUGCGGUAGGAGGUUAUGAUGGAUUAUCAAGGCAGUGUUUAAAAUCUGUUGAAUGUUAUCAUCCCAGUACUGAUACAUGGACUCCAGUCGCAGAAAUGUGUGUACGUCGCAGUGGCGCUGGUGUAGGAAUCUUAGACGGUGUAAUGUAUGCUGUCGGUGGUCAUGAUGGACCUGAAGUUCGUAAUAGUGUUGAAGCAUAUAGACCAAGUACUGGAGUUUGGACUUCUAUUGCUGAUAUGCAUAUGUGUCGAAGAAAUGCUGGAGUAAUUGCAUUAGAUGGGUUAUUAUAUGUUGUGGGCGGUGAUGAUGGAGCUUCUAAUUUGGCUUCCAUUGAAAUUUACAAUCCCAACACCAAUACAUGGUCCAUGUUAACAGCCUCUAUGAAUAUUGGCCGAAGUUAUGCCGGAGUGGUAGUCAUUGAUAAGCCUCCACAUUUUAAUAAUUAAAUGGUAUACAGGUGUAUUAUUGUUAAAUUAUCUAGUUUAGGUAAUGUGAAUAUUUUGUUAUAAUGUUUAUACAUAAUUUAAGUUAACAGAAUAAAAUAGAAUCAAAUUAGUAAGCCAUGUAGUUAAUUAAAUUAUAAUAUGAAUAUUAAUAUGUAAAAGUUUAUUAAUGUUUUUUCAUACAAUUUGAUAAUAUACAAUCAAACAUGUUUUUA